ACCCCUCGCGCGCGUGAGUCCACUGUCCCACCGUACAAUAUUUUAUGCGCCGUUUUUAAUAAUCCUGCACACAUGUAGGAUGUAAAUUAAUUCAUUUGUGCUUAUCGUCCACGUUACAGAUGGCCUAAAAAUACAUUUUUCGUAGCAUAUUCUUGUGUGCGUUGUGCGUGACAAAAAGAACAAACAAAUCUCAGUCCUUUCAAUAUUCUUCCACGAGGUCUGUCGUGCAUCUUUGCAGCAACAAUAAUAUCGAUUAUUACGAAUUAUCGGAGACAUAUUUAUUUCAUUUUAACAUUUUCAACAUAUCGACAAAAGACUUUUAAACUUCUAAAUCUUAAAUAUACCAAAUAUACAGUGCAAUAUUUACAUCAGAAAAAAUUUAAAGCAAUGUCAAGUUUUGACAGCUAGUGAAAAUACAUCAAAUUUCUAUAGAGAAAAUUUAUCAAAUAUCAUUUUACUAUGUCAACUGACACAGCACAGGAGAAAAAUAUCUAUCUCAAUGGAAAAGAUUCAAUCAAAAAAUCCGCAUUUGCUCCACCUACUACCACUCGAGGUGGUCUCCGAGUUUACAAAAUUGUUGUACUCGGAGAUGGGGGAGUUGGUAAAUCAGCUGUUACCCUCCAAUUUGUCAGUCAUAGCUUCUUGGAGUACCAUGACCCUACAAUAGAGGAUUCUUAUCAGCAACAAGCGGUCAUAGAUGGCGAAGCUGCGCUGUUGGACAUUUUAGAUACAGCUGGACAAGUCGAAUUUACAGCUAUGAGAGAUCAGUACAUGAGAUGUGGAGAGGGUUUCAUGAUUUGCUAUUCAGUGACGGACAGGCACAGUUUUCAAGAGGCAUUGGAGUACAGAAAAUUAAUAUCAAAAGUGAGAGCAAGCGAAGAUAUACCAUUGGUGUUGGUCGGCAAUAAAUUUGAUCUCCAGCCACGACGCAAAGUUUCGACCGAAGAGGGAAGAGCUUUGGCGGAUCAACUUGGCUGUCCCUUCUAUGAAACAUCAGCGGCACUCCGACAAUUCAUUGACGAUGCAUUUUACUCUGUAGUACGACAAAUACGUGCCAAAGAGAAUUCACGUGAGAUUGUGAGGAAACACAGUCGAUGGUGGCGUCUCAGAUCCAUAUUUGCUUUUAUAUUUCAACGAAAGAAGAGAAACAAUUCUCAUUAUUCGCCCUAAACAUCACCAACGAUACAAUAAUAAGAACCACCUUGCUGAUAGUCCAAAGUGGGCGUUUUGUUUAUUUUUCGUUUCUUUUCGGACUGCUGCAAAAUUGAAACAAUGAAAAAUGAAUAAACAAAAAGUAGGCGCAGGCGUUUCUUUUUUGUCUGAGGAAAAAAUAUCAUUAGAACUGAUAAUAAAACGAAAAUCAUCUAUUAUUUAUUUUUUUACUAAAUUACAAAAUAUUUAAGAUGCAGUGAUUAGAAAUUUCAUGUCUUUUUCGAAAACCAUUUUGCCCAGUCUUGAGUUAAGAUAAAACGAAAAAUUCAAAACAUCCGACCAAAAUUCGCACAACAAUUUUUUAUGAAAAAAUUGCGUUAUUGACAAAUAUAUUUUUAAUAGAAACAAUGAAUACUUUGUGAAAAUACGCUUGGUGCCGUUUAACAGAGCAAAUAUUUUUCAUCCUAACAGGAUAAAUAGUUUUUUCCAUCAACAACAAUAUAAUUUCAACGAAUGUGAAGAAACGUUUGUGAAUUUCCAAUAUAUCUAAAAGAAUAUCAAAAUGAUUGGAUAAAAAUGCAGGCAAUUUUCGUUCAAUCAUUCACAAAUCUACGCACACGUCGAAACGUAACUAAAAUUUAUGGCGAUAAAAUAUUUUCGCCAUUUUCAUUUGGCUUCGUUUUCUUUUUAACAUAUUUUACAAAAUAUCAAGAGACUCGGUAGAGUUUAACCAUGCUUCUGUUAAAUGUUUAUGAACGUUAGCGUACAUGUGUGAUAGAAAUUAAGAAAACGAAACAACUGAUAUCAUUCAUGAAGGUAGUUCACUUUCAUGGCCUAUUUUUUUUGCUUAUGUCUUUAAUAUUAAUAAUAUUACCAUAUCGAAAAUGUACUCCAAUGAAAUCGAGUAACAAAAAAAUCGUAAUUUUCUAACGUUUCAUGUUAGAACCACAAUUCUUCGAUAAGUUUUCAAUUUUCAAAUCACAUUUUCGAUUUUAUUUAUCGGAAAAUUUGCUUAUCAACGAAAACCCCAAAUUUUUUAACGUUUCUCCAUUAUUUUGGUUAUUUUAUAUUAUAUUUUCAAUUGAAAAACGCUUUUCAUAGAGAUUUGAAACUAUGAAUGUGAAACUUCAGUGUGAACUACCUUUACAAACGAUUUAUACAAUUCUCAUACCGGUAAAGCUUUGCACGCGAAUGGAAAAUGAAACCAGCAAGGAGAAUAAUGAAACGCGUCCCAGCGUUAAAAAAAAAUACAAAUUUUAUCGCAACGAAUUCUGACAUCAGAAGAAAUAAAAAAAAAAAAAAACAAAAUAAA
Venturia canescens is the source of this 2464-nucleotide messenger RNA. RefSeq names its product Ras-related protein interacting with calmodulin (gene Ric). The coding region runs from base 460 to 1170 and encodes 236 amino acids. Gene Ontology annotation, biological process: Ras protein signal transduction. Gene Ontology annotation, cellular component: plasma membrane. The record is from RefSeq and is a predicted model, not a curated record. The transcript has 4 exons. Gene Ontology annotation, molecular function: GDP binding; calmodulin binding; GTP binding. Lineage: Eukaryota; Metazoa; Arthropoda; Insecta; Hymenoptera; Ichneumonidae.